CAUCUUUCGAUUCUUCCUCUAUAUAUAUACAUAUAAUAUAUGCAUGUGCAUAAGGACACUGGGAAACAACCCAAAAAAAUCCCUCAAAUUUAAGCUUUUGAUUAUGCUGCUGUUUGGAUUUCUGGGGUUUUAGCUCUUCUGAUUCUGUGGAAAUGGAGAGAUCUCAGGGUUUGGAUUUCAAGGACCUCCCCGAGGCUUCUUCCUCAGAUGGUGCACUCUUUGAUGCAUCACAAUAUGAAUUUUUUGGUCAACAUGCUGUGGAGGAAGUGGAGUUGGGGGGUUUGGAGAAUGAAAAUAAUAUUCCUGUAUUUGGAUCCGUUGACGAUGAGUAUCAGUUGUUUGAGAGAGAAGAGAGUGUAGGUUUAAGUUCUUUGUCUGACAUCGAUGAUCUGGCAAGUACAUUUUCAAAGUUGAACAGAGUUGUUACUGGACCAAGAAAUCCAGGAGUUAUUGGUGAUAGGGGUUCUGGAUCUUUUUCAAGAGAAAGUUCGUCUGCAGCUGAUUGGGCACAAGACACAGAUUUUCCGAACUGGUUGGAUCAGCAUAUGUUUGAUGCAGAAUGUUCUCAGGAAGGCAAGAGGUGGUCAUCACAGCCACAUGCUUCUUCUGCUCAUCUAGGUGAAUCAAGGCCUUUGUACAGAACAUCGUCAUAUCCUGAGCAGCCACAGCAGCCACAUCACUUCUUGAGUGAACCAAUUUUAGUGCCCAAAUCAUCUUUCACAUCUUUCCCUCCGGGUGGCAGUUCUCAACAGGCUUCACCACGCCACCACCAUUCACAUCACCUGAAUAUUUCAUCUCUUACUGUCGGACCUCAGUUGCACUUAUCUGCGCCAAAUCUAUCUCCUUUAUCUAACUCUAAUAUCCAUUUGUCUGGCUUACCACAUGGGUUGCAUUACGGUGGAAAUAUACCUCAGUUCAACCCUCCUGGUCUAUCUGUUAAUAAUAGGCCACUGAACCACUGGGUCAAUCAUGCUGGCUUAAUUCAUGGAGAUCACCCUAGCCUCUUGAACAAUAUUCUGCAACAACAAUUACCUCAUCAAAAUGGGAUAAUGCCCCAACAGUUAAUGUCACAACAGCAGCUUCAACAGCAGAGGUUGCAUCAUUCAGUUCAACCAUCCAUGGCCCAUUUUUCAGCACUGCGAUCCCAACUGUAUAAUACCCAUCCUUCACCUCAACAUAAAGGAAUGCCUGGAUUGUCUGAUAUGAGAGAUCAAAGACCCAAGUCAACACAAAGGAGUAAACAAAACAUGCGCUUUUCUCACCAAGCCUCUGAUUCUAGCAGCCAGAAAAGUGAUAAUGGUCUGGUGCAAUUCAGGUCCAAGUAUAUGACAGCUGAUGAGAUAGAGAGUAUUCUUAGAAUGCAGCAUGCUGCCACACAUAGCAAUGACCCCUACAUAGAUGAUUAUUACCACCAAGCACGUCUUGCUAAAAAAUCUGCUGAAUCAAGGUUGAAACACCAUUUCUACCCGUCUCACCUUAAGGAUCUUCCUACUCGAGGACGCAAUAAUACAGAACAGCAUUCUCAUCUCCCUGUAGAUGCUCUUGGGAGGAUUGCCUUCUCUUCCAUCCGUAGGCCUCGCCCCCUCCUUGAAGUAGACUCUCCUUCCUCUGGCUCUAAUGAUGGCAGCACUGAACAGAAUGUCACUGUAAAGCCACUGGAACAGGAACCAAUGCUUGCAGCUAGGAUAGCUAUUGAGGAUGGCCUUUGUCUUCUCCUUGACGUAGAUGAUAUUGAUCGGGUUUUACAAUUUAGUCCCCCCCAAGAUGGAGGGAUUCAGCUGAGGCGGAAGCGGCAGAUGCUGUUGGAAGGGUUAGCAGCUUCACUUCAGCUUGUUGACCCGCUUGGGAAAAGUGGCCAUGCAGUUGGGUUGGCUCCCAAUGAUGACCUUGUUUUCCUGCGUUUGGUCUCUCUUCCCAAGGGCCGAAAGCUCCUUUUCAGGUACAUUCAGCUACUUUUCCCAGGUGGCGAGCUUGCCAGAAUUGUCUGCAUGGCUAUUUUCCGUCAUUUGAGGUUUUUAUUUGGCGGCCUUCCCUCUGAUAAGGGGGCGGCAGAGACAACAAUAGAUCUUGCAAAGACAGUUUCCACUUGUGUUAAUGGCAUGGAUCUUCGUGCUUUGAGUGCUUGUCUGGUUGCAGUUGUUUGUUCUUCAGAGCAGCCACCCCUCCGCCCUCUUGGAAGCCCUGCUGGAGAUGGGGCCUCUAUUAUCUUAAAAUCUGUUCUUGAAAGGGCAACCGAACUCCUAACUGAUCCUCAUGUUGCUGGCAAAUGUAGCAUGCCCAACCGUGCUCUUUGGCAGGCUUCUUUUGAUGAAUUCUUUAGUCUUCUUACCAAGUAUUGCCUGAGUAAAUAUGAGACUAUCAUACAGUCAAUAUUUUCACAAACCCAGCCUGGCACAGAAAUAAUUAGUUCAGAGUCCACAAGAGCAAUAAGCCGGGAAAUGCCUGUGGAGCUUCUACGCGCAAGUCUUCCUCACACUGAUGAGCACCAGCGGAAGCUUUUACUAGAUUUUGCUCAGCGAUCCAUGCCCAUCACAGGAUUCAAUACCCGAGGGAGCAGUGGCCAGGUAACUUCUGAAUCAGUGAGGGGUUAAUAGAAGAGGAAAUAAAGAAAUAUGAUGUGAAAGGCAUCUCAGAAACAUCCAUAUGCUGUAGUGGAUUAGUUGUGUGCCAUCCCUUCACAAAGGCAAUAUAUACACACAUAUAUAUGCUUAGGAAUGAAAUGUGGCCACACUGGCUUCAGCCUCAUUUGUUUUCCUGUCUUUUUUUUUCCUUUUUUAAAAGUGUUGGUUACGUUAUGUGAUGUUCAUCUUGUUAAACUUAGUCAUAUAUGCAUUAAUGUGUACUAUCGUCAAGGGGAGUUUGUGACUGGAAGUGUUUUUUCUUCUGGGGAGCUUAAUUUUGGUGCUCUGUGUUGAAACUCCGGCCAAAACUGGGAAGUAUAGGGAAAGAGAAUGUACAGAGGGUGGUCCUACCAAAACCUUCGAACCCCGUUCUUCCUCCUUAUGGACCUAGAAAGAAGUUUGUGGUCGUCUCAAGAUGGGGGAAGUAUCAAUUAUGUAUUUUGUUAGCAUGAUAUAGUAGUAGUCUAGGGUUUUUAAUUUCCCUUCUUGUAUUACUUUGAUGAGAAAAUCUUGUAAUAAUUGAAGUUGUUGUAGUUAUAUUUGACAAAGUUCUGGAUUUGAUGUUAUGCAUGAUUCAACUUUCUUAGGUUUUUCGAUACCAA
Messenger RNA from Vitis riparia (riverbank grape), 3223 nucleotides. RefSeq names its product protein PAT1 homolog 2-like. The transcript is spliced from 5 exons. Gene Ontology annotation, biological process: deadenylation-dependent decapping of nuclear-transcribed mRNA; P-body assembly. The record is from RefSeq and is a predicted model, not a curated record. Lineage: Eukaryota; Viridiplantae; Streptophyta; Magnoliopsida; Vitales; Vitaceae. The coding region runs from base 153 to 2591 and encodes 812 amino acids. Gene Ontology annotation, molecular function: RNA binding. Gene Ontology annotation, cellular component: P-body.